Messenger RNA from Melospiza melodia melodia, 2372 nucleotides. It is a transcript of the gene R3HCC1L, whose product is annotated as R3H domain and coiled-coil containing 1 like. NCBI's taxonomy places the organism in Eukaryota, Metazoa, Chordata, Aves, Passeriformes, Passerellidae. Bases 48 to 2015 code for a protein of 655 amino acids. The transcript is spliced from 7 exons. The record is from RefSeq and is a predicted model, not a curated record.
GCGCGGAGCGACGGGGGACCUGGCGCGGCCACGGGCACGGUGGCACCAUGCAGCAGGAGGCCGAGGGCGGCCGGGCGCGCCGCAGGAAGCCCGACAUGGCGCUCUACGUGCCCAAAGCGCGGCGGGAGCGAGAGGCGCGAGCGGCAGGGGACGCGCGGGGGGCCGGGCACCGCCGCGAGCCCCAGAACCACCGGCUGCUGCAGGACCCGGCCGGCGGCGAGGGGCACAGGCCGAGCCCCCGAGCCAGGACACAGGCUGGCAGGGCGGCGAGGAAGGAGAGCAAGGUGGAUGCCGGCCCAAAGGAGCUGCGGGCAGCCUCUGCCAGGCACAGCCAUAGGACGAGAGGCAGCUGCCCUGUUGCACUGGAAAGCCUGGAGGCGUCGCCCAGCGUGUGUGAGCCAUGCCCAGAUCCAGCUGUUGCUCAGCACAGGGACAGGCAGGACAAAGCAUCUCACGAGGAACCUGCAGAGCUCAGCCACAACCACAGGGUGAUAAGGACUGAGCCUGACCCUCCAUCCACACUGAAUGCCCAGGCUGAGGCUGUAAAGGCUCCCCCUGAGCCUGGGGAUGACCCUGCUAGCCCAACACCCACUGCUAGCCCAACACUGGUUUGUCAGACAGGCCUGAGUAGCAUGUCGGAGCACUUGGGGGACAGCACCCCAGAUCCAGCUGAGAACCUCUCCCAAAGCCUGGGAGAGGCUGUCCUGCAGUCAGCAGGGGUGAGCAGCCAUGGCAGGGUGCCCCAGGUGGUGGGGGAGACAGUGGGUCUGAAAGCCUGCGAGGGGGAGAGGGAGGAGGAGAGGGAGGAGGGGAGGGAUGAGCAGAGGUCUCUCCUGGCAGAGCAGAGCGAGGGUUGUGCCACUGGGGUGCCAGAGGCAGAGGAGACGUGGGGAGGCAGAGCUGAGGUUCCUGGGGAGAGCACCUUGCAUGCACCAGGAGCCAGCUGUGAGCCUGUGUUCCUGGGGGGCAGCAUGGGCGAUGUUCCAGUGCUCCCAGCGGGGAGCACCCCACAGCAGGGCAUGGGCAGCCCAUCCCAGCCUGCCAUGGAGGAGAGCACUGCUGGUGCUGGGGGUCCCAGAGGGGAGGGUGACCGGGUGCCUGCUGUAGUGGAAGCAGGCAGCACUUGUGCCUGCACAGAUAGCAGUGCUGGAUCUGAGAGCAGCCCGUGGGAGGGAGCACCUCUGGAAAGCUGUGAGCCUCCAGUGCCCCUAGAGCAGCUGUGCCAUGGCAUGGAGAGGAUCUCACCUGCAUCCUGGGCCAAGGAGCUGGCAAAGCCAGAUGAGGAUGUGGGCUCGCUGCAGAAGCACCAGGAGGCUGAGAAAGAAGAGAGAGGUCUCCACAGCAGCUCCCCUACGGAAGGACAGAGCAGUGCCAGUGCUGAAACCCUGAGCCAGACCAGCCCAGGUGCUGAGGAGAGCUGGGAUGUGCUGUUCAACGAUGAUGGGGACUGCCUGGACCCACGGCUGCUGGAGGAGCUCUCAGGGGGUGAGAAGCACCAGGAGAGCCAGCAGUCACCCCGCUUCAACUACUAUCGGGCGGAACCUGCUGCUCCAGACAUCAGCGAUGACGAGCUGCCCCACGUCAUCGAGAUCUACGACUUCCCCGCGGAUUUCCGCACCGAGGAUCUCAUGCGUGUCUUCUGCAGCUAUCAGAAAAAAGGCUUUGAUAUUAAAUGGGUGGAUGAUACGCACGCCCUGGGCAUCUUCUCCAGCCCCAUAACAGCACGCGAUGCCCUCAGCACCAAGCACCUGAUGGUGAAGACGCGCCCACUGUCCCAGGGCACCCGCGCCUCUAAAGCCAAAGCCAGGGCAUUUGCUGAGUACCUGCAGCCAGCCAAGGAGCGCCCUGAAACAUCAGCUGUCCUGGCCCGGCGGCUGGUGAUUGGUGCCCUGGGGGUACGGAGCAAGCAGACACCAGCCCAGCGAGAUGCAGAGCGGAGGAAGCUGCAAGAGGCUCAAGAGAGGAAGCGCCUGGAGAACAAGCAGCGGGAGGAUGCCUGGGAGGGCCGGGACUGAGCCAGGAGGCUGCACUUUGAGCCCAUGUCCCUCUCUGCAGGCGGGCAGAGCACUCUGCGUCUCAGAGCUGGGACACGUUCUGCACUGUGUCCAAAAGCACUGGGCUGCUUCACCGAGAGGGCUGAGCAGCGUGAGGGCUGGUUGGUGCUGUGGGGAUGCUGUUGCUGUCAGGCAGCACUGCCCACCCUGCCCAGGGCAGAACCCCCGAGGCUGCCAGCCACAGCAGGAGCAGCAGCAGGAUGCAGGGAGCUCAGCAGAGAGCAUGGGGGGCUGUGUGGGGUGGCCCUGGCCACCUGGAAGGGCCUUGUGAUUGAGAGUUUCUGUCCUUUAUUUUGCUAAUAAAUGCCAUUUAUUUUA